Molecule: messenger RNA, 5109 nt
Organism: Schistosoma mattheei
Lineage: Eukaryota; Metazoa; Platyhelminthes; Trematoda; Strigeidida; Schistosomatidae
Source: the annotation of a GenBank genome assembly
GUGUGAAACAGAGUCAGAAAGAUGGUUGUUUUAUUCAGUCUGCUGAUGACGAUAAGAAGUUUAAGACAACUACAUCCGUGUCCCCUUUAGUUGGGUUAGAGAAGGAGAUAAAACAUCUAUUACCACACUUUAGGGAUAGUAGAGUAGCUAAAGAAAUGAUUCAUCGGAACAUAGAAUGGCAUCAUAAUACACCCUACGCGAGUCAUCGUGGAGUAUGGGAAAGAUUAAUAGGAAGCAUACGUGGAAUUUUGAGCGCAGUAUCUAGCGAGUAAACUAUGUCCUACGAGACACUCACCACCUAUUUGACUGAAGUAAAAAGAAUACUUAUUGAUAGACCACUCUUACAGACCCCGACCGUUGUUGCUACCUUGACGUGGUGGUCGGGCUUGCCUAUCGUGAUGAAGCAACCGAGCUAUACUGGCUGGAACAACCGUUCCUCAAGGUCCUACCAUGUCAGACAGGUCGGUUGAAGAGCGGUAAGACUAAAAGCAACAAACCCAAGGUCCGAAGGCGAAGUCGUACUGCUGACUGUACAGAGGUGUGACAGCAGUAAGGUGUUUCCUUCAGACAACCAGCAUGACAGCGAUGCUGCCUUCCCACAAGGAGGGGUGGGGUUAGAAAAGGUCGACCCUAAAAAUGCACACCUCGCCUUAUCCCACGGAUAUCCGUCUCCGGCGGUAAGGUCUCAAUAAGUACGGAGCUAACACAAAAAUUACCCAUAACAAGGUCGUGUGUGACCGACCUCAAGCAGUUGUCUUGGGCACUGCAGUCACUAAGACCACCUCUAAUCCAAUUUCCUUUUCAGGUACCUCCAGAACAACCCUUCCACGGUGUGGGCAACCGGGAAGUGAUAACCGCCCUCAUACUUCUAACAGCACUCAAGACCACUGUAUUCAUAAUCAACCUCCUCUUCAAUUCCUAUUAUUCCUCCUACAUCGACUUUCAACUCUAUAUUUCCUCUCUCGGCUUCCACCUCAAGUGUCACCGUAGCCAACGAUUCUAGUGCGCAAAACACUGUCCCAGGUCUACUGAAACCUCGCUCCAAACUACACAUUGGAGCCUUCAACGUACGCACCCUAUGUCAAAUCGGUCAGCAGGCUUCCUUGGCUAAAACCCUAGAGUCUCUUUCCAUUGAUGUAUGCUGUGUCUCCGAAACACGCAUACAGGAUUCCAGUGUGGUCAUUCACUUGACCUCACCUCGGCAAGACGGAGAGCCAACGAGAUACACCCUUCGUGUGUCUGGUGACCCGAUGGCAAGUUCUCGUGGACUGGCAGGUGUAGGCAUAGCACUAAGCAUGAGGGCCGAACAAGCACUGCUAGAGUGGAUCCCCGUCAACAGUCGUCUAUGUGCUGUUCGGCUGAACGGCUACGUAAGAACUCGGAAGGAUAGGGACACACGUCGUUGCCUUUUUGUCGUUUCUGCCUACGCUCCCACUGACUGCAGCUCAGAUGAAGUGAAAGAUGAAUUUUACAGAAAGCUGUCCGAACUUCUUCAGAAAGCUAAACGCUCAGACAUAGUACUCGUAGCGGGUGAUUUUAAUGCUCAGAUAGGCAGUUUAAACCAAACAGAAAGGCAUUUAGGUGGAUAUUUUAGUAUUCCGACACAGCGAACAGAUAAUGGUGAUCGUCUGCUGCAGCUAUGCUCAGACAAUCGUUUAUUUUUAGCAAACACAAAUUUUAAGCAUAAGGAGAGACAUCGUCUAACAUGGCGACCCCCUACACCAAACCAACGAUGGACUCAAAUAGACCAUAUUGCCAUCAGUCAUCGUUGGAGAGGGUCGGUAGAAGAUUGUCGCUCAUUCUGGAGUACCUGCUUGGACUCCGACCAUGCCCUAAUACGGGCACGCAUCUGCUUGCGCCUCACUGGACGCAAAAAAGCCACAUUAAAAAGACCCAUUAGAACUGAGUUGAGUAACGAGAAAACCAAAAGUAGGUUCCAGGAACAACUGAGGUCACACUUAGGUAGUUGUGAAGACGAGGCUGACCCAGAUGUUGCUUGGAAGGGCAUACAAUCAGCUGUGGAAACAGCAGUGACAUCUAUUAGUGACUUAAACCACAGAGUUACAAGGAACCAGUGGAUUUCUUCAAGGUCUGUCACACUGAUGGAUUCUCGCAAACUCGUCCCAUCAGGUUCUGAACAUGAUGAAGAGCGUAAACAAAUCAGAUCUAGGUUAAGAAAAAGUCUAAGGAACGACCGUGAGCAGUGGUGGGUAACGAAAGCAAAAGAGAUGGAAAAGGCGGCGACUAUAGGGAACACAAGACAGCUUUACAGACUAAUAAAAGAAACUGGAAUUAAUAAGUCAAGUGUAAGUGAGAUUAUUUCGGAAAAAGAUGAUACUCUCAUCUGCUCCCAGUCCAGACGUUUAGAACGAUGGGCGGAACAUUUUAGAGAACAGUUCAGCUGGCCUUCAGCUACUCUACAACUACCCUCCAUUCCCAGACAAAGUGAAUGGAACAUUGAAGUAGGUCCCCCAACUCUUGCUGAAGUUGAGAAGGCUAUAGUUAAUCUGAAACGAGGAAGGGCAGCUGGUCCAGAUGGAUUGGCUCCAGAGGUCUUUAAGGAUGGUGGUCCAAUUUUAGCGAUUAGGUUGACUAAUAUUUUAGCUAAGAUCUGGGAAUUAGACGUUAUCCCAUCUGACUGGUCGCAAUCACUUAUCGUCCCAAUAUAUAAGAAAGGGUCAAAAUCAUCCUGUGACAACCACAGAGGGAUUAGUUUAACAAACAUAGUAUCUAAAAUACUGGCCUCGAUAAUUAUCAAACGCCUAACUAAGACUCGUGAACUACAAACACGAGAGAACCAAGCUGGCUUUAGACCUGGUCGUGGCUGCAUCGACCACAUAUUCACCAUUCGUCAGGUUCUAGAACACAGGCAUACCUAUCGGCGUCCGACGAUGGUGGUCUUUCUUGACUUAAAAGCAGCAUUUGACUCUGUAGACCGCGAGACUCUGUGGCAGUGUCUGUCAUUGAAAGGCGUACCUCAGAAGUACAUAAACCUUGUGAAGGCUCUUUACUCGAACACUACUAGUCGAGUCAGGGCUUAUGGCGAACUGUCAUCUACUUUUGCAACCUCAAGUGGUGUCCGUCAAGGCUGCCCACUUUCUCCAUUUUUGUUUAACUUCAUCAUAGACCUAUUGAUGGAAAUAACACUCUCGUCGACUGAAUUCUCGGGUAUUGAUCUCCUUCCAGGAGGUCCACUUAUCGACUUAGAAUAUGCAGAUGACAUAGUCCUGUUUGGUGAAGACGCUGACAAAAUGCAGAGUCUUCUGGUAGCACUAAGCAACAAUGCCAGAAUGUUUGGGAUGCGCUUCUCUCCCUCUAAAUGCAAGUUGUUGCUUCAGGACUGGUCUGCGUCAACACCUGAACUAAGGAUAGGGAGUGAAGUAGUCGAACGAGUUGACAACUUCACUUAUCUUGGAAGUCUGAUCAGCCCUAAUGGGUUGGUGUCUGACGAAAUCUCAGCACGGAUUCGUAAAGCUCGUUUGGCUUUUGCCAACUUACGUCACCUUUGGCGGAGGCGAGAUAUCCGUCUAUCAAUAAAAGGACGAGUAUACUGCGCGGCUGUCCGUUCUGUUUUAAUUUACGGCAGCGAAACAUGGCCCUUAAGAGUAGAAGACACCCGUAAGCUACUAGUAUUUGACCACAGAUGCCUUAGAAAUAUUGCUGGCAUCUGCUGGGAUCACCGGGUAAGUAAUAGUGAGGUUAGACGCAGGGUAUUAGGGAAUGAUGGUAAAUCAGUUGAUGAGGUUAUGAAUCUUCAUCGACUGAGAUGGUUGGGCCACGUAUUACGUAUGCCUGAACACCGAUUACCGCGACGUGCAAUGCUAACCGGUGUAGGGGAUGGUUGGAAGAAAGUUAGGGGCGGCCAAACCAAAACGUGGCAUCAGUGCCUGAAGUCACUAACUUCUAGUCUGAGCCAUGUUGGUAGAUGCAGACUACUUGGUUGGGGUCCGCGUGACUUUCGUAACCAAUGGUUGGAGACCCUUGGUGACAUGGCUCAGAAUCGAUCACAAUGGCGUCGGUGUAUACACUCUCUGUCUUCUCUUAAACUAAGAGAUUAAGAUCACUUCACAUCUUUCUUUCUACGAACUAAUUCUUUCUUCCUAUACUAUAUCCUUAUUGCAAUCUUUCUCCUAUAUAUUACCACCUUUGACCUAACCACUCCUAUGAAUCCAGUGUUCAUCUUGCUGUGCUAAUGAGGUAUGGCAACCUGGGCCGAUGCAUACAUGUGCCUGGUCCUACGUUGUAGCUGACUGACUGACUGACUGAUGUGUAUUAGUAGUAUUACUAAAUUCUAUCACGGUCAAAUAAAAAUGAGGUUGAGAAAAUCUCCCCGUAACUAAAUAAACCGUAUCAAACUAACUGGAACACUAGUUGGAAUUCUUCUCCACGGUAAUACUUUUGUUCUUUCAGUUAGCCUACUAAUACAAAUGCAAUUGAAAAUCAACUCAUGGACAACUUAUUAGCAUGAACGUUAUUUGAUCUUAUAAUUUAAACCAAAACUAAUACCAAUAUCAACAUUUCUACAAUAUUAAUUGCUUUUAAUAUUUCGAAACACAAAAUACUUACUACCUAUACGUCAAGUUACUAACCAACGGCUAUUAACACGCAUCACUUUAUUAUUAUUAUUGUAAUCCCAUUUUUUAUAGCUCAAAUAAUCUUCACCCACAUUUUCAUUUUAAGCGUGUUAAGCAUGAAGGCAGAUAUUUUAAAAAUUAUUACAUGUAUUUCCCGACCAGAUGCUGCUGCAUUCUUUUUGAUUUACCUUUCAGCUUAUCAUUACCCCGGGGGAUUCCUCCUAGUCUUGGUAACCUUCGGCGCACGACAAUCCCAUCCAAUUCGGUAUCGAACCAACAUCACGUUGAUUCUGGUGGGAGAGUAGUGUAGUGGCAUUGGACAAUAACCGCACAAUCCACAAAGCUGAACGCGAGACUACUCAGAAAAUAGAUAUUCAAUAUUUAACGCGGAUAAAUACCUAACGAUGGAGAAGGCGCGAACAAUGAACUGAAUGGACUGGAGUUGAUCGGAUGGCAUGGCUCGGCCAUGCAGGCGUGGUCCAUCUGAAUGUUAUCUUAUAUCUUCUAUUCGUAUUAAAUAUAUUGUUCCUUCUCU